CACGUUAUUCGGACCUAAGUUCGUUGUAGGGGUUGUGAAUCAACAUGGCCUCCGCAGAUAUCAUCAACCAUGAUGACCAUGAUGAAUCCCACGAUGACGAUGCCUCUGAGUCCGCACCCCUUCUUCGAGAUAGCAUCAGAGUCGCUGGAGAUGCGUCUGUCUCAGAAGAACCGCAUGUCAUACCCCUCAGGCUUAAGCAGCGUAUAAUCCUGCUCCUAUGCGCUUUUGCCUUUACUACCAUGCUUGGCGACAAUCUACAGCCAGCAGCACUGAUUCAAAUCUUCGAAGAUGUUAUCUGUGAUGACUACUACAACAUGCACCCAGUGCCUCCAGCGUUGAACACCACUGCUUCCUCAACAUAUCUGGCUGAUAAAUGCAAGGCACAACCUGUGCAAAAGGAGCUUGCGUUGGUACGCGGCUUCCAGCAACUAGUCCCCGUCUUCGCUGCGCUGCUGUGCACCGUGCCAUAUGGUCUGUUAGCAGAGCACAUUGGGCGUAAGCGUGUACUCAUCCUGAAUGUUGUCGGUAUUCUCACUGCACUUUCAUGGGUGCUGGCUGUAUGCUACUGGCGAUUUGCUUCGAUACGCUGGGUUUGGCUUUCGGGGGUCUUUCUCUUUGUCGGUGGCGGCGACGCUGUCAACUCCAGCUUAGUACAUGUCAUGGUUACCGAUGCGACAGACCAGGCUGAACGAGCGCAGAUCUUCUUGUUUCUUCAUGCGGCGGAUGUGAUAUCGGGCUUCUUUGGACCGGCUGUUAGCGCUGCGUUGAUGGAGAAAGGAUAUACCUGGACUGUUAUGCUGCUUAGCCAGGGAGUGCUUUUCUCGGCCAUGGCUCUGCUUGUGCGAUUCAUCCCGGAAACGCUGGACUUGAGGAGCACGUUUUCUCUUAACUCAGAACUGACGUCUCCGCGAGUUGCAGUCUCUUCUACAGCCAAAGCAGCAAACCCAAUCGUCGCCGCAAUCUCUAGUGUAGUGACACCUCUCUUCAGCGUGCUGAUAUCAAACCGGCAAGCCCUUUUGCUCCUCUGCAUUCUAGCCCCUCAGACUGCUGCCCGAGAUCUCUUCACUAUGAUCGGCCUGCAAUACUCCAGCGCCAAAUACUCUCUUUCUUACAGCCGAGGCAAUAUACUUCUCUCCCUCUUUCAAGGCGCACAAGGCCUGGUCGUCCUCGUGCUCCUCCCCUUGCUCACCCGCCUCGUCGCUGACCAGCGUGGCUGGACCGCCUGGGCGCGCGACCGUGUAUAUGCCAUCAUGUCCAUUGCCGUGACGGCAUCCGGCUUACUGGUCAUAGCUGUUGCGCCGGCUCUGGGGAUUGAGGCCACCGGACUUCUGCUGGUGGCGUGCGGUAGCUGUACAACAGGCCUGUUGAUGAGUUUACUGGGGGGAGCCGUACAGCCGAGUCAAGUGAGCGCAGUAUAUAGUGCAGCGAUGAUGCUGAGCGUUGCGGCUCGGAACCUGAUAGGCCCCGUGGUAAAUAUAUUAUUGGUAAAGGGCCUGGAGCUGGGAUGGAAUUGGAUGGGUCUGCCAUUUGCAGUUAUGGCGAUGUUUAUGGCGUGUAUGAUGGUAGCAAGCUUGUUUAUUAGGAAAGAUAAGGGGAAUUUUGGUGAGGAGUAGAAUGAGUAGCGCUUUUUUUGGGGGGGGGG
This is a messenger RNA of Aspergillus wentii DTO 134E9, 1642 nucleotides long. RefSeq lists its product as uncharacterized. Gene Ontology annotation, molecular function: transmembrane transporter activity. The record is from RefSeq and is a predicted model, not a curated record. The transcript has a single exon. The coding region runs from base 45 to 1613 and encodes 522 amino acids. Gene Ontology annotation, biological process: transmembrane transport. Lineage: Eukaryota; Fungi; Ascomycota; Eurotiomycetes; Eurotiales; Aspergillaceae. Gene Ontology annotation, cellular component: membrane.